AUGAUGGCGAUGCGUGUGUUAAACAAACGCCUGUCCAUGCAACGUAUGCAGACUGUAGUGCUACGUGCAUUAUCGACUGAAGUUCCUCCUGUUGCUACUGCUGCUGUAUCGGAUACAAGGGAGGAUGGAGAAAUUGCACAUGAGGACUUGGGCAACCUCGCGGGUGUGCCGAUCUCACAGGCGACUGUAGCUCACCGUCUCAAGUUUUUUGCAUUUGCUAAAGAGCAACAGGAUGAGCUUUUUCCCGAAGGCGUUGGCCGCCGUAUGGUCGAAACCUUUGAACUUGUGGGUCAUCGCCAUAUAAUGUUGCGUGACCGGACGCUAGAGAUUAUUAAACUGAUGAAGGAUUGGUCGACGGCCAAGAGCGAAUCGAUUGGUGCAUUUUUGAUUGAUGGUGAACGGGGCACUGGUAAGAGCUUUGCAUUGCACCAGAUUGUGCAAUUUGCACGCGAAAGUAAUUGGGUAGUGCUUUACAUUCCCAACCCGCGUUCGUGGUGUCAUGAGGCUCCAUACGUAAUGCAAUCGCAAUACCAAGACGGAAAGUUCGAUAUUGAUGUAUACGGCGUAGACCUGCUGAAAAAGUUUCUGCACUGUCACGGUGAGCAGCUGCGCUCCAUCCCGCUGCGCGGAGAGUAUACCCAUCGUUACUACCCUACGGACAAGUAUGAGUCGAAGCCAAAGGAGGCCGCAGACUAUAAGGAUGCAUCUCUGACACUGCGCGACGUGGUUGUUGGCGGUAUACGUGACGAAGAGCUGGCGUGUCAAGCUGUAUGCGAUUUGAAAGAGGAGCUGAGGCAGGUUACGGAGUUUCCCGUGUUAAUUGCCAUUGACGAUUACAACACAUGGUUUCAGCCAACGGUCUUUGGCUAUGAAGGCAAGGACGUGAAAGCCGAUGAUAUUUCAGUGAUUGCUGCUUUGAAAGACAUUCGUACGAACGGCUACGACGAGUCUUGCAAGUUAAAAAACGGUCUUUUCAUCGCUGCCGUGACGGAAAACUUUCCCACAAAAGUUCAUUUCAAGAAGCAGGUGGAUUAUCGCAAGAUUCGUUCUACAAUGCGUACGUACUCAUCGGAAGAGCUUGGUGCUAUCAUAUCAUACUACAAUCAAGUCAAUUUUCUCCACGAUAAACCCACGGACUCGCAAUUGGCGUAUUUUCGACUCAUGACCAAGUCACUGCCACUUUAUGUGUUUGAUCGAGCGUCAUUCUCGUAG
Molecule: messenger RNA, 1212 nt
Organism: Peronospora belbahrii
Lineage: Eukaryota; Oomycota; Peronosporomycetes; Peronosporales; Peronosporaceae
Source: the annotation of a GenBank genome assembly